GACAGAGCUGAGAGAGCAGCACAUCGCCACAGCUACUGGAGACACUCUCAGAGAGAGGGAGACUGAGACAGACAGACAGACUGACUGAGAGAUACACAAAGAGGCCUGCAAGAAGUAAGCUGCCAGAUACACAGACAGACAGACAGACAGACAGCACUGAGAGAUCCUGAGGGACCAGAGAUACGCACGCAGUCAGACAGACAGACAUAGCAACAGACAGACAGGAUGCACGGACGCUCAGUCGUGGUGAAGAAAGCUGGCAGUGUGACUGCAGCGGAGCUGGGCUGCACAGUGAAGGAGGCGAACCCAGGCAAGAAGGAGAGCUACACAGCAGAGUGGCAGGAUCUGGUCCUGAGCACCCAGCCCGAGGACAGGUGUUCGGUGCGAGAGGUGAACGAUGCUCGGAAGGAGAGUUUCCACCGCCAGCACCAGGUGAGCAGUAUGCUCCAGAGGUCACCCAGUGGGCUGCUCAGACUGGGCACGCUGGGCGGGCCGAUGACGGAGUACCAGCUGCCGUACCGCAACGUGCUGCCGCUGCCCCUCUUCACCCCAGCCGAGCUGAGCGGAAAGCGGAGGGCAGAGCAGCUGGCCCGGGAUAGUCCCACUCUCGAUGGAGCCUGUCCGACCAAGAGAGAGAUCAGUGACAUCACCAGGGACCUGCCGCCGCUCUCACAGCCGUUCAGGAUGGACUUCACCAAGCUGCCCUGUUCGCUGGGCAGGUCGAUGUCCCAGGAGGCACAGAGGGGGUGAGGGGAGGCAGCCAGCCCUGGGGGCUGAGGGAGGGGCAGCCAGGCUUCUCCUGGGGGGGUGAGGGAGGGCAGCCAGGGAGGGCUGCAGAGACACUUGGAAGGCACUGCCAGGGUGGGAGUUUAAAAGACAGAAAGGUGUUCAUGUCGUUGUUGCCAUGCUGCUAACACUCACACUGUAUACUGCACAGUUUGCUAACCCUGAGCUAGAAGGCAACCUGAACGGUUUGGGUCUCAUUGUAUUCACAGCUUCGCUGCUGAAUUAAUGCGACUCAAUUACCUGUAUAAGGACCCUUUCUAGGGGCGCUGUGGGGGAAAAAAACAUUGGUCUGAUCCUGCAGUUUUUCAAAGGUCGCAAUUAACUCUCCUUGGAGUUGUGCUUGCGCCUCGUGGAAGACGAUAAUCAUUUCCAGUGGGUUUAGGAAGGUGCUGCCAGAACAAUGCAAGCUGGCCUGUGAUCCACAGCCAUCAGCUUCUUAAACGCUUCCUAAUUAAUGCCAACUGGGUGGCAUCCAGCCCUUGCAGAGCCCUCUAGAUAUAAAUACAGCGCUGGAACCCUCUGGGUUUAUCUGCAGCCCGGCGCAUCAAUUACAGGACAUGCCCCAGAUUGCUGUUGAAAUAUGGAGCUUUGUUAUACUGCACAUGGCUUUGUGUUGUAAGCUGCUCACUGUGAUCAAAUAGGGAAGAGAGAGAGAGAGAGAGAGAGAGAGAGAGAGAGAGAGAGAGAGAGAGAGAGAGAGAGAGAGAGAGAGAGAGAGAGAGAGAGAGAGAGAGAGACAGAGGGCAAUGAGGCAGGUCUCACAGGCGACAAGGCAGGAGCUGGAGUCAGAUAGGUGACGCUGAGGGUGCUUUAGAAAGCUGUUUUCUAACGGGUAGCAGUGUGGGGUUUACAGGAAAUGUUUGCAAUGUAACUAGAUAACGAGCAUGUCGAAGGAUAUUGAAUGUAUAGCGUUUGAACAAAUGUAAUCACUGAAACCAAACGUGUGGCAUUGUAACAUUGAUUUUAAGUGCAUUUUUUGCUUCUGUAAAUAUUGUAUUAAAAUUUUCAACUGACA
Messenger RNA from Polyodon spathula (Mississippi paddlefish), 1801 nucleotides. RefSeq names its product titin-cap (telethonin). Bases 226 to 750 code for a protein of 174 amino acids. Gene Ontology annotation, molecular function: titin Z domain binding; structural constituent of muscle; protein-macromolecule adaptor activity. The transcript is spliced from 2 exons. Gene Ontology annotation, biological process: cardiac muscle contraction; detection of muscle stretch; cardiac myofibril assembly. Gene Ontology annotation, cellular component: Z disc. The record is from RefSeq and is a predicted model, not a curated record. Lineage: Eukaryota; Metazoa; Chordata; Actinopteri; Acipenseriformes; Polyodontidae.